AUGCCCUGCCCGAUGCUGAGCAGGCGACUCGCCGACCUCAUCCAUUCCUGCACUACGCGCGGAGGCAAGCGGCCUCUUGCUGUCGACAUCCUAGUUGGAGCCUCCAUCGAGUGCAGGCAACAGGGGCGUUCCAGCGGUACCAGGCGUUCGCCGCGGGCGGCGGCGGCGCUGCUGCCACCGCCCGCCUUGCAGCUGCGGCGGAAGAAGCGGCGGAAGUAA
Messenger RNA from Ectocarpus siliculosus, 219 nucleotides. The record is from the annotation of a GenBank genome assembly. Lineage: Eukaryota; Phaeophyceae; Ectocarpales; Ectocarpaceae.